This is a messenger RNA of Australozyma saopauloensis, 2403 nucleotides long. RefSeq lists its product as uncharacterized. The coding region runs from base 1 to 2403 and encodes 800 amino acids. NCBI's taxonomy places the organism in Eukaryota, Fungi, Ascomycota, Pichiomycetes, Serinales, Metschnikowiaceae. The transcript has a single exon. The record is from RefSeq and is a predicted model, not a curated record.
AUGGGAAGGCGACUUCUAAUACCGACCCGGUCCAACGUUCUGCUUUGGCUCAGCCGAGCUCACCUGUCAAAAGUCCAUCAAAAAUCGCUCUCCUCUGGCUACUUUUCGACCUCUGCAACUCUACGAGACGUAGCCUACACCUCCUGGCUAAAAGACAACACAAACGACCACGGCGACGAGUUGGGUGAGAAGAAGCAAUCAUACUGUAGCGCUUUGGGAAGUCCCCAUCUUUCUGCAGCCAACGCGGAGCCGCUACGACGCGAGACUGUCACUCUUGAAGAAGAGAAGAUUAACACACCGCUCAAGGUUCUGGACGCCGAAAUCGAAAUCGUAAAGCUAUUUCAGAUGGGUGAGUUUGCAAAAAUGUACUCUGAGUUGGCCGCCUACAAGGCUAAGGGCAUUUCGGUGCCUGCUGAGCUCCUUACAGAAAUGGCAUCUAAGGUGCACCAGGCAAUCCCCGUAGAUCUGUCAAGAGAGGAGCUUCAUCGCUCAAAUAUCGAGUAUCCUCUGUUCUAUGCCCAAGCAGAUAUUCGUCUCUUCUCUUCAGCCAAGUCCGUGUCUUCGCAUCUCUAUAAUCUACAAAAGGUAUUUGCUUUGUAUGAGGCUGAAUAUUUGGACUCGCCCAAUUUUCUUGAGAGUUACAUCUGGCUUUGCUACCACACCAAUGAGUUGCAUACCAUCCAAAGGCUUUUCCAUCGCUAUUUGCAGAACAAAACGUACAACUCAGCGACGCUCAGCCAUAUCACAAACGCAUUUAUCUACAACUAUGACGUGGAGUUCGCCAAGUCGCUUUUCAUGAGCAUAAUUGGCAUGCAGAAGCCGCUCGACGAAUCCUACUUAUCAUCUACCCUCGUUGCUUUCUCGCAAGUCAAGGCCUCGUACGAUAACACCAUCGAUAUCUUCCGCCAGUGGUCGAUAUCCGAAAACUGCGAGAGUCCAUACCCAAGAACAAUAGCCUUGCUUUUAAAGCAAAGCAAUCUCUAUGGCUCUGCAAACGAAAUAGCGGCCAUGAACGAGAUUGCAGAUCAUCUUGGAUACAGCAGCAAUUUUUUCGUGCAAAUUGUUCGCAUCCAAACUGCAAUCAUCAACCGAGACAACAACAAAAUUAAAACUAUAACUCCCGAAGACAUAGAAAGCAUUCUAGAAAUAAGAAAUGGUCUUUACGGCUCGCAGCCAGCUUUGAAAGCUUUCUACGAGUCUUUUCUUCAUUUCCUCUGUACAUAUUCCAGUAUGGAUGUUGUCCAGUUCAUUCUAAAAGAGAUGAACAAGGAUCGCAUUCAUCUCACGCGAUUUGCCUACGACAGCAUCGCUACACAUUAUAUUUCUACCCGAAAGUUCAUCUCUCUAUUCAAGUUUAUGAAAAAGUUCCUUCUGAAGACGAUCAAGUUUGAGCCAAUCUACGGAAAGUAUAUAUUUGACGGUUUUAUCCGUUCAUAUCCCUAUUUUGGAGAAACAUUCGCCGAGAGAAUGACGCUGUGGCUGGGGGGUGCCUUGAGUCAAAUCGAACAGCAGAAACUCGUGGAGGCUUGCAAAUUAAGGAAACUAGCAUCCAGUCUCAAUCCAUAUGCAACACAAUCAGGAAAUCUAGACUCCAAUCCGAAGUAUGACUCAGAAGCUUGGAAAGACAUCGAGUAUAAUCCAAACAAGCCCUACUUGAAGCUUCAGAGAAGGAAGCAAAUGAGUUUCAGGACUGAGCUGGGCCUCAGAGAAAUUAUGCGCAAGGGGAUCAGUCCAGAUUAUUCCGUCAUUGAAGACACAUUGCGAAACCUGGGGCCUGCAAUCAGAAAAGGUCUUCUACAAGCUCUUCCAGGGUUGCGUUUGACAAAGUACUCUCUGCGGUUGCAGAUGUACGACUUUAUUCUUGAUCGUCCCGACAAACAGGCGUUCGCAGCUUUUGUGAAAAAACUCGAGCCAACUCUCAAUACAAGUGACCGAAUCUUUCUCGCAAGAAGGGCUUUGAAUAAGUGUGAUUACGAAGGCUGUUCGUUGCUAUUGAAACUGCUCAAUCCUCUUGAAAUGACCGAUAGUCGUCACAUGAUAGUUUUGAACUUGAAGCUCCGUAACAGUAUACAGAGUAAGAACUUCGAAGCAUUUGACGCAAGUAUUGACGCUUUUCCGAUCUGUGAUAUUACACUCUCGCCCUUCAUGCUUAAGCAAAGUCGCUUCGUCGAGAAGAUGCUACAAAAUAAAAUGAGAAAUCUGUCUGCAGCUGAUAAUCUGGAGUUGCAAGUCAUGAAGGCUAGCUUGAAAAAGUUGCAUGGAUUGAUAGGUGAUAUUGAGGUCAGACUCAAGAAAGAUACCCAUGACAUAGACCAACUCAUGAACGAAGUCUUCGAAAUGCUCGAUCAAUGGGUUCAGGCUACCAAUGGCAAAGUCGCCAAACAAAACGCCAACACCAACUAA